Chanos chanos (milkfish) is the source of this 2531-nucleotide messenger RNA. Its product is annotated as protein translocase subunit SecA-like. The transcript is spliced from 3 exons. Gene Ontology annotation, biological process: protein import; protein targeting; intracellular protein transport. The record is from RefSeq and is a predicted model, not a curated record. Bases 36 to 2531 code for a protein of 831 amino acids. Lineage: Eukaryota; Metazoa; Chordata; Actinopteri; Gonorynchiformes; Chanidae. Gene Ontology annotation, cellular component: membrane. Gene Ontology annotation, molecular function: ATP binding.
AUUUCCCAAGACUUACUCAGUUAGCAGGAUUACUCAUGCUCCUACUUCCACAGUUAGCUGGAGAGAAAGGCUGUCUCCUCGAAAUUGGUACGGGUGAAGGAAAGUCUUGUAUCUUAGCAAUGUUCGCUGUGAUCCAUGCGAUUCGUGGAACAAAAGUGGACAUAGUAACAAGUUCUCCAGUCCUGGCACGUCGAGAUGAAGAAGAAUGGAGAAAACUGUUUGACAUGUUUGGUGUUACAUCAUCUGUUGUGCCUCCACCCUUUUCAGAAGCCAACACUCCAGAGAAAUGUGAAAACUUGCUACAGCAAGCAUACAAUAAACAAAUAGUAUAUGGUACCGUUGGAGCCUUUGCAGCAGACAUAUUGAAACAAGAGUUUGAGAAGAAAACUACUAGAGGCCACAGAAACUUUGAGUUGGUAAUAGUGGAUGAAGUGGACUACAUGACUUUGGAUCAUGGAGUUCAAGUAACAUUUCUGUCUCAUGAUUCCAGUGGCCUGAGGCAUAUGGAGCAAGUCCUGGCAAGUAUUUGGACCAUGACGUCGGCUUGUCGGCCAAUCGAAAUGCUGGAAACAGGGGAGAUUAAAUGGGUGACAAGGCUGCAGCACUUUCACAAAGCUACCAUGGCUGCUUUUUUGGGGUCUGAAACAUCAGAACACUUUUCAGCAUAUGAUAUUUUGCUUCCUGGUUUACAGUUGGGGUUCUAUGCAGAGGAGGACAUUGAGAUGUUAAAACAAGCGGAAAACAAAGAAGAGACAGAAGACGAGGCCUCAGACUUCCAAGGUGACAAAUGGAAAGCAAUUGAGAGCAUAAUAAGCAAAAUUGGGGUUUCACAACAGUACGACCUUCUGACAUUAUUUGAAUCAGUCAUGGAGAACAAGGUGUCAUUUGAGUGCUAUUCAGUAGAGAACAACAAGGCCCGACUCUUUGGAACACAGAAGGAGGACAGUGAUGUUAAAAUCUCAAUGUUGCUCCUUGAAAAUGGGCAAGCUUGUGAAAUCAUGUCUGAAAAAUCAAUCAUCGAAGCAACAGUUGGUGAGCUUCAAAAAAAAAUCAAGUACUCUACUUACUGUCCUUCCAAAGAUGAAACCCAAAAAUUCAUUGUGAUCCCAUCAUUUUUGAAGAAAUACAUUGAGAGUCAGUUACCGGUGUUUGUUGAGAAUGCACUUAAGGCUAUUCAGAUGACUCAAGGUAGAGAAUACAUGAUUGACAGCCAUGCCAUAAUUCCUGUGGACUUCAAAUCCAGUGGAGUACUGGAGAAAAACAAAAGGUGGGGAAAUGGCUUACAGCAGUUUUUGGAGAUGAAGCACCAGUUGGCAAUAUCUCAGUUAUCCAAUGUGACAAAUUACAUGUCAAAUUUCCAUUACUUCAAAAGAUACCUGAAGGGAAAUGGAAUAUUUGGAGUUUCUGGGACGCUGGGAGGGGAUGCUGACAAAGCCUUUCUUAAAAAGCAAUACCAGACUGAGACUUAUGCAAUACCAUCUCAUCGCCAUAAAAAAGUGGUUGAGCUGCCAGCAGUUCAAGUGAAAGGAGGCAGUGACCUCUGGAUCCAGACACUCUGUGAGACAGUCUUGAAUGUAGCAAACAAGGGACAAGUUGUCCUGGUCAUCUGUGAGGAUGUCAGGACAGCAGAUGUGCUACAGAAGAAACUGCAAGAUGAAGAAAUAUGUCUGUCCCAUCCAAUUACAAUGUAUACAAUUAGUGAAAGACACAAUAUUGAGAAGAAAACAUUUCAUGGUGGAAGUAUCAUUAUUGCCACAAACCUUGGAGGACGUGGAACGGACGUAAAGGUUGAGAGAGAGGUCAAUCAGUGUGGUGGUCUCUUUGUGCUCCUCACAUACUUCCCACAAAACCGGCGUGUGGAAAGACAGAUCUUUGGGCGAACAGGACGAAAAGGAAACCCAGGCAUGGUGCAGAUGAUUCUCAACUCUGACUAUUUAGCGCCUGCUUACCAAGGUCAGUCUGUCGAAACCAUGCGUCACCUUCGAGAGGAGUAUGAGGUCAAACGUAUUCGUGACAUGGAGAAUGAUGAAUUGCUUGAAAUCGAAAUGAAGGAGAAGUUGUUUUCCAAGUUUUGUAGAUUCCUUGAUGACUUUGACAAUCGUUAUGAGGUGGAAGAGAAAAAAGAUAUCUCAACAAUGGAGCUGGGUAAAAUACCAAAGAUUUACCAAAGCCAUCACCCAAAGUUUGAUUAUCAGCCAGCACUUAAUGCUCUGAAAGAGUCAUGGGCUUUGUGGCUGACACUUCAUGAAGAACAGAUCAGUAACCAUGACGAUAUUGAAACACUGGAAGCAGAUCUCCUAAGAGAAAUGGAGAAUACAGGUGACAUGCUACUGAAUGGGAAAAGCAAUAAUUUCUAUGAUUACAUCAAGCAGGCAAUAAUUAGAACUGACCUGCACUGUCGAAACAAAUCCAAAUGUGACUAUGGAGCAUUGUCUUAUUGGCAAGAUGUUGCAGAAUCUGACCCAUUUUACAAUGCUGUAGCUUUAAACUACCAAUACACAGGUAUCUGUCCACAUAUCUUCAACAAGUAA